CAAAGGAUUAACCUAAACGCUGUGUCGGAGGGUUUGACCAGGCUGAUCGAGUUACCAGUACACGGCGCAAUGCGGUGGUCGGCAUUCUGCAUUCUGAUGCUGGCGAUCAGCGAACCUCUACUCGUUUAUGCGGCCAAAGUGGUGGUGGUGGUUCCCCAGCAAAUAAGACGCAGUCCAGCGCCAUCUUGGCGUUCUGGAGCGCCAAGAUACAGGAAGUCAUCUCACAGUGGCGAAUUCCACCCCAGAUAUCACGGACCCAUUGGUCAAUAUCACGUCAAGAAAUCCAUCUAUCCGAGUCCUCCCUAUCCUCACGGAGGAGACGACUUUGACCAGGGUCACGAAACCGUGAACCACGUGCGAUUACCAUACGGGAAGGAUGUCAGUCACGCCAUAACCUUCGGCAAGGGGUACAUCCCGUACGAUCACAUUAAGGGCAGCUUCUCGUUUGGACGUGAAAGGUACCCGGGACCUCCAGAUCACGAGCAAUCCGAACCAGUCUACGCCCCGACCUCGUACUCUUCCUCAGGCCCCGAGUACACCCCAGGACAAAUGUACGAGUCCUCCCACGCGGAAACGUUCUACAGCGACCCAGAGAGCGCCAUGAGCUACAACGAUAAAAGGAACGAUCGCAAGAGGUUCUACUCUGCCAGGUCCAUCGAGAAAGACGUGACAGCGAACAAUCCCCUGGACUACGCCUCAGCCCUGAACCAGGAGAAGGAACAGCUCCUGCGUUUGCAGUUGAAGGCUGCAGACUUGUACAAGACCGUGUCCUUACAGCAGCAAUCGCAGCAGCAGCUGCAACUGCAACCUCAAUCACAGCCACAACCACAGCCUCAAGGCAACGUGGUGUGGGCGUCCAAUAUCCCCUCGCCUACCAUAGGCGGAAGCAAAGAGGGAAUCGUUAUCAAGGACAUGGUCUCCUUGGAAGAGUACCAACAGAAGCUCCAAGAGAUGACCAAGUCGUGGCCUCAGUACCUGGCGAACGGAGGGACCGCUUUGACCGGCGGUUAUCAGACCCAACAGGUCCCAACGACCUUUCCAGCUGCUGGUCAGCAGACCUCCUUCACUGGGUCCAUCAACUGGCCGGUGAACGUCGCUCAGUCGAAGCAGGGAUACGCUGUGAAGGAGGACACCAACGAGCCCCCUCCCGACUUCAGGUCCAUGCCCGUUCAGGCCAACGUGUUCCAGGCGUUCCCUGUGUCCACGAACAACAUCCUUCCGACUGUGACGCAGACGGUCCAUGGGUAGACUUCGAUAGGAUUAGGUUUGAACGGGAAUGGGGAACCUGAAAAGACCUUGGAAUUCUUAGGUGCUUGUUUCGAAGAUUUGGUAGAUGUUCAUGUCAGUAGAAGUGGAUUGGGAAUGUAAAUUAUUGCUAGAGAAUAGAAUUAUUGUUAGAGAUUUUCCUAGAAAUUUUAUAUUUACUGAAACAAUCUGCUUUGACUGUAACUCCGCUUGAUUUUUAAACAUUGGGUAGUAGAAUAUCCAUUAAAAAA
Hylaeus volcanicus is the source of this 1496-nucleotide messenger RNA. RefSeq lists its product as uncharacterized. Lineage: Eukaryota; Metazoa; Arthropoda; Insecta; Hymenoptera; Colletidae. The record is from RefSeq and is a predicted model, not a curated record. The coding region runs from base 70 to 1248 and encodes 392 amino acids. The transcript has 4 exons.